AUGCGACCGAACCACUAUCGCCCGGGUCGGGUCUUUGACGGUCGCCCUGCUGCCCCGCGACCUCCACCCUUGCGUACAGACGUGUACCCAGAUGAUGUCUAUCAUGCUCAAUAUGACCACAGGUCCAGAUACAACCCCCGCUACGACGACCGCCGCUCGCGCUCCCCCAGGGACAGAUCCCCUGACCGACUCACCGACCGCGCUUCGCAGUACAGCGACGGCGAUCGCAGACGAACCUCGGCCGAGUCGAGAACCAACGCCUCCGCCUUUCAGUCCAACAGGGACAACUUCCGCGAGCCCUUGACGGCUCGCGAGCCCCCACGCGCCCCAAAGGCCUACCUGGACCCUCCCAGCGGCCCACGCGGCGGCUUCUCUGGCGACUUCAGAGGAAGGGGCCGCGGCCGCGGCCGAGGCUGGCGCGAUGACAGCCGAGAUCGCGGUCGCGACAGAGACUUCAGAGACAGACGAGAUGACCCUCCACCAUUCCGAGACGACCGUAGUAGGGAACGUGAUCGGGACUGGCGGGACCGCGAAAGAGAUAGCUUCAGAGGACGCAGGCCAUCGCCGGGACCGAGGCGCUCGCCACCUGGCAGAGACUUCCGCGACCGUGAUCUUCAGAUAGGAGUCGAGGCCGACCGAGCCAGGCGUGGGUCCAGAGACGGAGGCCCUCUUAGCGCUGGUUCCUCAGCAUCAGACCCCCCUUUUGGCUCCCAGUCUUAUCGCGGAGGUGGUUAUCGUGGCAGGGGUGGACGGGGCCGCGGGGACUGGGACCGCGGUCGCGGACGUCCUUCGUUCUUUGAUGACAGAGCCGAUCGCUUUAGGAGUCGAUCUCAGGAAGGUCGAUGGGGCAGCGGCCCUCGUGAUCGGGAUGAACGCGACAACCACCGCUACAUCGACACAGACGUACGACCCCGGGAUACCCCUAGAGAUGACCGUGAACCUCCUCUCCGAGAUCUACCACGUGAUCCUCGUGACCCGCGAGAUCCUCGAGACACUGUUGACCGCAACUCCCGCCCGAAAAUCGACCGACAGGGCUCUGUGGCCACCGAGCCUAUGACCACUCCGACGAGUAAGCCGACAACACCACCAUUAGCUCCCGUUGCCCCGGCUUUUGGUACUGCGCCAGUCCGUCCUCCGCCCACAUCUGACAUAUCCUCUAAAGCACCACCUACGGCACCUCGUGCGUUCACCGAAGAUCGUCAGGACCGCCAGGACCGGCCUGCUUCCUCGGGACAGUCCGGUGGCGACCAAUGGGCACCGCCUUCGGGGCCUUCCAACUCCAUCAGCCCCACGAUCCCAACCGGCCCGCGUGGGAUGCAGCUCCAGAAAGCUCCUCGACCUUCUAGCAAACAAUGGAUCAACCCUGCGCUGGUCGGGAGCAAGCCUAAGAUACCGGAGUCCCCGAAGAUUAACCGGUCACAGAGCUUCGCGUCCCCACAGCAGUCUCGUCCGUUUGAUUCUCGAAACGACUCAUACUCUAACCGCCGAGACGACGAGCCACGCCGGCCUCGCAGUAGUGGUGCGGGCGCCGAGACGGAAAGAGCCGGGACUGACGGGAGUCUGCGUCCUUUAAGUAUCCCUGAGCCUGGCGAUACAAGGGUCGAACGUGGCACACAAUCUGCGCGCGCCUCCGUCGAUCGCGACAUACGGGCGCCGUGGAAAUUCCCCGACCUCAAGACGGGAGUUGCCGAGACAUCAGACCGCGCUAGUGUUGCGUCUGCGAUUUCCCCGACCGCCGUCAAGACCACCAGCCCAACCGUGUCUCGUCCCAGUGACCAGCAGGAUGAUGACGCGGCGACCGCGCAGGAGGACGGGGAGAUCAUUGAAGAUCAGCCACCCAGGAAGAAAAGUCGCUUGCAUAUCAGCAGCAAAUCUUUCGAAUUGCCGCCCAAGGUGACGGAGAUACCCACGGUGGAUCAGUCUUCCGAUUCCGAUGACGAAGACAUGAACGACUACUUCGAUUCGGAGAUCGCCAAGGCAGAGUCUGAGCUUCAAAGACUGGAGCACGUGAACAACGCAGUGCCGACCGAAAUCGUCAUCCGCUAUGCGCAAGUGACUCACGAGGCUCUGGUGGCGGUCGCAACCGAAAAUGGAAGCUUAAAGGACAUGCUUGGUCCCAUACCCGAGGGCAUCGUUUUACCGACGCAGAAGGAGGAUGUCGCCCCAGAGCCCGAGAAAAGUACUACGGUGGAGCCAGUCAAGGCUGAGACGGAUCAGGUACCAGCUCAACAGGAUGCGAAGCAAGUAACGGAGCCCGCUGUGCCCACCGAAAGUGUGGUGGCUGAGCCUCAGCCCAAGGUGGAAGAGAUGGAGGUGGACAGCUCGCAUGUGCUAAUUCCCACCGUCGAGCGGCCCGAGCUUCCGGAAGAGAACGGAGAUGUGGCGAUGGAAGACGCGCCCAUGAACGGUCUGGAUACAGCCAUGUCCGAGGCAGGUCCUCUCGUGCCGAACGGUGUUUCAGCACACGUUGGUGGCCAGCAGCUCUUGCUGCCUCCUGGAAUCGCGCCUCCCGUAGGUGCCGACACUACUAGCCCGACACCUGUCGAAGAAGAGGAGGACGAGACUGAUAUUGAGGUGGACGACGUGACGCUUGAGCUCGUCCGGCCAAAGAUGCAAACGCCACCCUUCGACGACUUACCUUAUUUCAACGCGAAGCCUUGGACAAAGAGCAGGCAAGCCAUGAGCUCUAUGGAGCAUGACCCCGAAGUUGAAGCCUUUAUUUCGCGCAUACUGCAGGACAACAGCAUGUUUGUCCGCAACGAGCAGCAGGCCAAGAAGCUGGAAUAUGCCGGCAGGUAUGAGGAGUACUUACGGUUCACCAUCUCCGACGACCCUGUCGCUAGCAAGAGCCGAGACGCAUUCAACAAAGCGAACGCACCUAUUGACGGAGGUGGUAGCCAAGUAGCAGGUCCAGAACCGAAGCCUGAAGGAAGGCGUGGCGGCAGAUUCGCCACGGACCGUGACAUCGAGCGGAUAAUGGCCCAGUCUCUGCUGGAGGCAAGAGAAAAGGAGGAGCGCGAGACACGGGCCGAGAAGCUCAAGCAUCCUAGUACGAGCGAGGCUGUCAUUCCGGACAUGUACUGGACCAAGGAGGACCAGAAGCUCAUCGCGAACUGGCAGGUCCUUCCGCCUGCGGCUAAUUUCACCGAGCAGGAGGCUCAGUUGUUCGAGAAGGCCUAUCUCGAAUUCCCAAAGCAGUGGGGUAGGAUUGCAGACCAGAUUCCAGGCCGCGAUUUCCACUCGUGCAUCCAGUACUAUUAUCUGAAGAAGAAGGAGCUCAACCUUAAGGAGAAGCUAAAGAGGCAGCCCAAGAAAAAGAAGAGCAGAAAAACCAAGGCACGGUCGAGCGCGCUUGUCUCGGAGCUCGGAAACCCGGACGAGCCGCAAGACGAAACCGCGGAAACAGGCGAAAACGGCGAGAGGCGUCGGCCGCGCCGCGCGGCCGCUCCGACGUGGGACUUCGAGAAGCCCCACCCGGAGUCUGCGGAAGGCACCCCGGCAGCCACACCGGGCCGGAGGGGCGCCGGAAGUAAAGCUGAGAGCGGCACAGAAAAGGCGGAAAAGCCACGCAGGAAACGCGCCAACAAGGAGCCGAAGCAGCCCAAGACGCCACAGGUGCUUGCCCCAACGCCACAGGGCGUGGCCAAGGGAGCCAGGUCUCGGUCGAGCUCCAAGGUACCCGUGCCAGAGUUUCUCCCCUCGCAGACCCCCACUGCCGAAAUGGGACGGACGCCACUAUCCUUCGACAUGGGGCGCGCGUCGCCGAUGCCUGGUCUGCCGCCAGCAAUUGUGCCCGCUCCUGGACAUGUCAUGAGCCCAGCCGACAAGGCUCUGUCAGCGAACACGAACACGGGUGCGAACGCAAGCUCGAACUCCAACGCUCCGGCUUUGCUGGAUAUCAUGGCACCGCCAUCACUGCGUCCUGAGCCCAUACCACCUCCGCAGUCACAGGUCGCUACCUUUGAAUUCACCGGUCACGUGGGCAGUACACCGCAUGUUGCAGCAGAGCCACCGGAGCGGGUUGGUAGAGCCACCCCCUCCAACGCGAAUGCUGCGUCAAGCUACUGGAGCGUGGCUGAGAUGAACAACUUCCCCGAGCUGCUGAGAAGCUUUGGUACAGAUUGGCAGGCCAUUGCACAGCACAUGACCACCAAGACGGCCACAAUGGUUAAGAACUUUUACAACAAGCAGACCAGCCGGGAGAAGCCAGAGUGGGGCCAGAUUGCCACCGAGGCUGACCAGAAGGUGCAACGAGGAGAGAAGCUGCCUGUUCCUCCAACGCCGACUGCUGGGCCGAGGAACAAGCGGUCCGACUUCGGUACUCAUCGUCGUGCUCCUUCAGUAGACGUGGUAGAAGACAGUGCUAUAGCCAAGGCAGAGAAGCAGACUGCGCAGAGGGAACAAGCGAACGUCUUCAACGGGCGCGUCCCUGUGCCUAUUGCCCAGGCGCCUGCGCAGCAGCAAAUACGGCAGCAGCCGGUCAUAGGCCAGCCCUCGUUGUCAGAGAGGAUUGAAGGGGUCGAGAGGCAAGAGCGCAAGCCAUUGGUAUCUUCACAGCCCGUUUCACAGGCGAUGGAGCCGGCGGCACGUCAUGCUCGGUCUUCUUCAGCGUUCCCUCCCGAGAGGGAAGCGGAGCCUCUUGCGCCACAGCAACAAGCAAUGCGUCAUUCCCUGAAGCCAGCGCCGAUCUCUCAAGCCGCAGAGCAGCCAACGCUGCCGUCCCAGGCAGGUCCCUCUCGCGCGGGAUUUGCAGGACCUCCCGAGCUCGAGGUCCCUGCGCCCUUCAUGCUCGGCGCGACUGCUAGACAGCGCAGGCCGCCGGCCGACAUGCAGGCCAAGGAGGAGCCCCGGCUCAUUGAGCGGCAACCCCCACGCCUCAAGCAAGAACCCGACCAAGGUCCCCACUUUGAGCCCUUCGUUCCAUCACAAGCACCGCGGCCCACGUCCACUAAGCCUGUGCCUGUCGAUCGACGGCCAGAGCCACCGCGGACCACAGCGCCUCACAACCCACAGGCCUUUGCUCCCGUGACGGCUGCUCACCAAAUGAUGCAGCGCGAACCAAUAAGGGAGGCGGCUAUUAGGGAGACUAUGAGGGAGCAGCAGAUGAUGGCGCCCCCGGUCGAUGAGCGACGGGUCGCAGGCGUGCCGGGUCGCGUGCCGAAUCUCAACAUGAUUGACACGCGCGUGCAGAACCCGAUUUCUGGGGAAGGCCGUACUCCCAAUUCUGCCAUGGUCGAGGACCCGCGCCGCGUGCCAAACCCAAACAUGGAGCCGUCCCGGGUUUCCAAUGCGAACUUUGCCGACACGCUCCCAGCUCGCGUGCCGAAUCCUAACAUGAUCGAUACCCCUGCGCCACCCCGUGUACCCAAUCCUAACAGCAUUGAGACACCAACACGAGCGUCCAGCCAGAACAUAUUCGACAACGCAUACGGCGCGUCUCCGUCUCGACCCUCACCCACGCCGUCUGCUGGUGCACCUCCACCCAGGCAACCUGACCCACCCAAGAAAUCGAAUCUGUCCUGGUUGCUCAAUGAUGAUCCAGCGCCGGCACCACCUGCUCCAAAGAGGGUUGACGAAGUAGCCCGCGGUGGCGAUAUGUCCUCUAGUCCACCUCCUCAAAUGUCCGGACGUGGACCACCGCCUCCGGCUGCUCCGCCGCACAUGCGAAGGGAAGAAACACCGACAUUCUCACCAUACUCGCGCACUCCGGCGCAGACUGCGAUGCCGGCACUCAAGCCGUACAGUACACCUCACACCCAGUCGCCGCAGCUGCAACACACCGGCAUCCCUCGCUCAUCCAUGGCGUCCCCCAUCGAAGCCGCGGGAGCUGAGAGAGACUAUUAUGGCCGCAAUCCAUAUGGUUCUCAGCACCAAGGACCUCCGUCAGGAUCUCCUCACCAGCCACCGCAUCACUACUCUUCUCCCAGCCAGCAGUCGCCGAUGGUGUACCCACCACAGUCAGCCCCAUUUCCUUUCGGCGCGCAAGUAUCUCAGCCACACGCGGCUUCCCCCACGAUGCAGUACGCGCAUCCUUCAACGAGUCGGAGGGAGAUGGGCCGUGAUCCCCGCGAAGUUCGUGAUCCUCGCGAUACCCGCGACCUUCGCGACCAUCGUGACCUCCGAGAUAACCGUGAUCCUCGCGACGCCCGUGAACUCCGCGACCCUCGCGAUUUCCGAGACGUCAGGGAGUCAGUGCCACCCAGCCGUGAAACGGCAUGGCCGGCCCCCCCGGGGCAGUCUCCAAGUGCAGCGAGACUUCAGCAGGAGGUCUCUUGGCCACAAUCCAAGGUGUCCCAACCGCCGCCGCCAGCUCAAUCUCCAUGGGGCUCUCAGCAUGCUGCGCCAAGCAAGCUGCAGCAAAUGAGAGAAACUCCACAGCCCUCUUGGUCGGCCGCACCUCCCUCUCAUAUGGGUCUCAGAGACAGUAUGCCGAGAGACCCAAGAGACAUGAGAGACCCUAGGGACCCCAGGGAUGUAAGAGACCCAAGAGAAGACCCGUAUGCUGUGCGUGCCGGCCUGAGGGAAAGUGUCCCUCCAAGAGAUCCGCGGGAGGAGCGCUAUAUGCUCGAAACACAACGAGCCGCGGCCGAAUCGAGGAUGUCAGCCGAUCCCCGCAUGGUCGUUGACCCCCGUGAUCCACGCAUCAUGGGACAUCCGCAUCACCAGCAUUCUCAUUCGGGUUCCAUACCCAACCGCAUGUACGUCGCGUCUCCAGCACCACGAGAAGUCCUCGGCGGGCCACCUCCGGGGCCACCUCAGUCGCAGAUUCCAGUGUAUCCGCGGUAUGCCACCCCUGGCCCACGCGAUAUGCCGCCUAGAAGUUACACGCCUGCGCCGUCGCAACAGCAACAGCAGCAGCAACAACAGCAGCAACAACAGCAGCAACAACAGCAGCAGCAGCAGGCGUACGCCGAGAUGCAAAUGCAGAUGCGGGAGAGGGAGCUCCUACAGAGCCGGGAAACCCGGGAGAGGGAGCUGCGGGCCGCCGAGGAUCUCAGGGCCAUGAGUAUGCGACCGGGCCUCCGGGGUGACGAGUAUGGCAUGGACCCCAGGGCCCGCGGGCCCCCGGGGGACAUGCGUGGUCACGAGUACGUCGGGGAGUUCCGUGGGGAGUUGAGAGGGCCUCCCCAAGGGGAUCCUAGAGGAGAUCCUAGAGGAGACCUCAGAGGGGACCUCAGAGGGGACCCCAGAGGGGACCCGAGAGCGGACCCUCUGCGGCGCCAGUUGAGGCCGCAUGAGGGAUACCCCGGGCCGGGAGAUAGGAGGUACUAA
Messenger RNA from Diaporthe citri, 7272 nucleotides. RefSeq lists its product as uncharacterized. Gene Ontology annotation, biological process: regulation of transcription by RNA polymerase II. NCBI's taxonomy places the organism in Eukaryota, Fungi, Ascomycota, Sordariomycetes, Diaporthales, Diaporthaceae. The record is from RefSeq and is a predicted model, not a curated record. Gene Ontology annotation, cellular component: Set3 complex. The transcript is spliced from 3 exons. The coding region runs from base 1 to 7272 and encodes 2423 amino acids.